Galendromus occidentalis (western predatory mite) is the source of this 2976-nucleotide messenger RNA. RefSeq lists its product as uncharacterized. Gene Ontology annotation, molecular function: nucleic acid binding. The annotation marks the transcript as partial. Gene Ontology annotation, biological process: DNA integration. The transcript has a single exon. The record is from RefSeq and is a predicted model, not a curated record. Lineage: Eukaryota; Metazoa; Arthropoda; Arachnida; Mesostigmata; Phytoseiidae.
GUGGCUUACAAAAAGCUCACGGAGAGCGUGUCCUAUCUCGACACAAUCUUCGGACAAGUUCCAGUGAGCGAAAACAAGCCUGCCUCCGAUUCAGGGGCAGCUUUCCCCGUAAACAUUGAAAAGUUUUGGGAACUCGAGCACAUCGGAAUCCUACCGGAGGAGCACACUGUUGAUGGAAAAAUCUCGGAGACUUUCAUUCAAGACUUUCUAAAAACCGUUGAAUUUAAGGACGGAAUGUACAGCACGAUUCUCAACCUGGACUCAAGAAAACUUGAGUAUCUCACAGAUAACUUCCCAGCAGCGAAGCAACAAGCUCACAAGCUGCUGAAAUCAUUGGAUCAAAAGCCGAGUCUCCGAGAAGAGUACAUCAAACAGAUGAAUGUGUUUUUCGAUUCUGGUUACGCCGAGCCGGUGCCCCUGGGGGAAAAACCUAGGUAUUUCAUGCCACACUUCCCGGUGGUCAAUGAAUCCAAGGUAUCCUACAAGGUCCGACCGGUAUUCAAUGCGUCGUCAAAGAUGAAAGGUCAACUCUCCCUCAACGAUGUCAUUCUCGAGGUUCCAAAUUUGCUUCCAACUUCUGUCGAAAUGUUGUCCAAGUUUAGAGUCCGUGAGAUCGCGUUCGUCGGUGAUAUCACGAAGGCGUACCUCACGAUCGGCGUAAAACCGGAGAUGAGAAAUUUCCAGUGUUUCCUGUGGUCCAGAAACGGAGACGCUUCGAAUCUCAAAGUGUACCGCAUGAAUCGAAACUGUUUUGGCGUCAAGGACGCUCAGUUCAACGUCAUCUCAGUUAUCCGAAUGCAUGCAAACAAUUUCCAAAACUCCCACCCGGGAGCAUCCAAGGCAUUGAUGGAGGACCUCUACAUGGACGACCUCGUAACGGGGGCUGACUCCAUUGAAGAAGCGAGGGAAAUCCAGUCCGAUAUCUCCUACAUUCUUGGUAAGGCUGCCAUGGUAAUGCGAAAAUGGCGUUUUUCGGAGGAAAGCUGCGAUGACAACUCACAGGUCAUUCUCGGGUCGCAGAUGCCAGAAAAAGUGCUCGGUGUUGUUUGGAACAACGAAACCGACGCUCUGACAUUCGAUCCCGCAAACUUGAUCGAGUUCGUCGCCGCCGCCAAACCAACGAAGCGAACACUGCUGGGUGCGGCCGCAAGGUUGUAUGAUCCGACAGGCUUCCUUUCACCUUUCGUGAUGCAGAUAAAAUUGUUGAUUCAGAAGGUUCAUCUCCAAAAACUGGGUCUCGAUAAAGCCUUUCAAGGCGAAAUUCUCGACGGUUGGAAAAAGUGGUGUGAUCAGCUUCCAUUCAUCAGUAGGUUCCAAAUUCCAAGGUGUUUCACGAAGGGAUUCAGAGCUGUGAAACUGGAGCUGCACACAUUCGCCGACGCGAGCGAUUCGGCGUACGCCGCCGUAGUCUAUCUCAAGUCGUGGAAUCCAAACUCGGAUGAGCGCGCUGUCGUGCUCGUAGCUUCGAAGGCUCGAAUGACGCCUCUCAAAUCUCUAAGCUCUCUAACGAUUCCAAAGAAGGAGCUUGUGGCGGCUAUGUGUGCGGCGCGGCUGGCAGCAUCCAUAAAAAAGUUCCUGAAUCUAAGUUGUGAGACGUUCUACUGGACGGACUCUAUGAAUGUCUACUAUUGGAUCAGAAGAGACUGUCCAUUGAAGUAUGAGGUGUUCGUUCGGAACAGGCUAAUUGAGAUUUCCAAGUUGACAAAACCGUUGGAAUGGCGGCAUGUCCCCGGAGUCGAGAAUCCGGCAGACUAUCCGUCACGCGGCAUGUCAAUGGAGAAACUACUCAAGGAACCGUCCUGGCUCAACGGACCCGCUUUUCUAAAAUCAGAAAUCUAUCCCGAAGUCCAUUCCACAGAGGUAGAAGUGUUUGUUGCAACGGCAACUCAGGUCGAGGUCAAGGAAAAGAAUUCGGUCAUUCCAAUCGAAAGAUACUCCACGCUAAGAAGAGCGAUCAGGGUAACGGCGACGAUUUUUCGAGCUAUAGCGAUCUUCCAGCUCCGCUGGUAUCAAAAAAAUGCCAGGACAAGGAAGUCCAAAGAAUUGGCUUCUCAGAAAGUCAAAUUGUUCGGCAAAGGUGUUCCGUCAGACUCCAUAACGCGCCGGCCGAUAACGGCACUCGAGCUCAAAUUGGCGAAGCAACACCUUACACGGGAGGCGCAACAGCGUUGCUUCCGGGAGGUAGCCUUGAGUCGGAGUGUCGCGGAGAGUCGGGCGCUCACUAGCCUUGGUGCGUAUUUCGAUUCUGCCGACUUGUUACGUCUGGGGGGAAGAUUGGAGAACUUCGAGGGAGAUGAGGCGUUGAAACACCCAAUCGUGCUGUCGGAAGACUGGUUCACGACGCUGGUGAUACGAGAUCUCCACGAAAACCAACUUUCUCACCUUCGUACUGACAUGGUUCUGGCGAAUCUCCGACAGGAAUUUUGGAUUCUCCAAGCUAGGCGCCAGGUCAAAAAAGUAAUCGGUCGUUGCGUGAGAUGCAAAAGGUAUACGGCCAAACCGUCCGGGGCUCCGCAGGCUCCACUACCGGCCCCCCGAACAGAAUCGGGUGGGGUGUUCAGGAACGUUGGGAUCGAUUACCUUGGCCCCUUCGAAAUCCGCAGUGGGAAAGUGUGGAUCUGUCUUUUCACAUGUUCUGUUACUCGAGGUGUCCACUUUGAGGUCGUUGAAGACUAUUCAGCCGAGGCAUUCCUGCAGGCUCUGAAACGAUUCGUUGCCACGCGCGGUUUGCCGGCCAGAAUAAUCUCAGACAAUGGUUCCAAUUUCGUGCGCUCGGCGAGGGGUUUGAGAUGCCUCUGGGAAAACCUUCGGUCAGCUCAGGUCCAGGAGUUCAUGAGCGUUCGAGGCUUCCAGUGGUCCUUUAAUGUUCCCCGAGCAGCGUGGUGGGGAGGACAGUUUGAAAGAUUGGUUCGGGUGACUAAAGAUUGCAUGCGCAAGACGCUCAACGGGGCUGUGCUCUCUCUAUUCGGUUCAUGA